UGUGGUUGAGACUUUGCUUGCGGUGAAGGUUUAGUAGGCAGAGAGCAGGGUGCCUUCUUUGCGAAAGUAUCAAACAUGGACGACCUGGGUGAAAAUGUAAAACAACGUGAAUCCUGCCCGGUCCCGGUGAAACUGGCCGUUGCCAGUGUGUGCAGGUUUGGGGGUGGACAAUUCUUUCGCGUCUGUUUGCGUGUAUCCAUCUGGUCAAAAUGUCGGUGCACUACAAAUUCAAAAGCACCCUCGACUUUGACACGAUCACGUUCGACGGGUUGCACAUAUCGGUGGCGGAUCUGAAGAAAUCCAUCAUACAGCAGAAGCGGCUCGGCAGAACCGUCGAUUUCGAUCUACAAAUUACCAAUGCGCAGACCAAGGAAGAGUACAAUGACGAUAAUAUGUUGAUACCGAAAAACACGUCGCUUACCAUCGCGCGCGUGCCCGUAAAGAAUACGGGGAAAAAGAAUUGGGAUAAAGCGGCUGCAGCGGAGGCAAACAGUGCGCCGGCUCCGGCUCCGCGCGGCAAGCACGAUGCAGCUAGCUCGCAAACCAAUGUCGAUCUGUCGAUGAUGAACGGCUCGGAGGAAGACAAGAUCCGUGAAAUGAUGUUUCAAAGUACGGCGGACUAUGAUCCUACCAACUAUCAGAAAGUUCGCGGUACGCAGACGGGAGAAGUUCCCAUGAACUACAAGUGCUACCGGUGCCACAAGCCGGGCCACUGGAUAAAGAACUGCCCGAUGGGCCCGCUGCCGAAGGAAAGUAUGGAGGUGAAGCGUACGUCCGGCAUCCCGCGCUCCUUUAUUGAGCGCGACAAAGAGGUGGGAAACAAUCCGGCCAUGCAGCCGGUGCAAAUGCCGCCGGAGGAAAAGCAGGUAAUACCGGAAGAUCUGAUCUGUAGCAUUUGCAAGGACCUGUUCACGGACGCGGUCAUGAUACCGUGCUGCGGUAGUUCGUUCUGUGACGAGUGUGUACGUACGGCGUUGCUGGAGUCGGAGGACAACGAGUGUCCGGACUGUAAGGAAAAGGGUUCAUCGCCUGGUUCGCUAAUACCGAACCGUUUUCUGCGCACAUCGGUCAACGCGUUCCGCAACGAGACGGGCUACACGAAAUCAAUCGCGAAAGCUGCCGCAGGCAAGAAGCAAACAAAGCCAGAAGAAACACCGACAGCGGACAGUACCACCACUACCGGUGGUCUAUCAUUUUCGGCAUCCGGAGCACCAUACAGUGGUGUUGAAGGCGUACCGAUCGGUAGUUCCAUUUCCACUACAACAGAGCUUGUGGAAUCCUCUACAUACGAGGAGGACGCUGGCCACUGUAACGCGCCGGACAGCAAUUUACAGUCGCAAAUGUUUGAUGAAAUCUCCCAGCAGGGCGAACUCGGCUCUCCCAGGCAGGAGAACAAAGAGUCGUCCGGUGGAAUGGCGGGGGUGGUACCGCAGGGAGCUGCUCCCGCGUUUGACAAUGAGUCGGACUAUGAGGAUAACAUUACGGUUACCGUACCGCCAGCCCAUCUGCAGAGCUGGGGAGCCUUCCGAGGCCACUAUAACGGUGGUGGUGGUGGGGGUGGUGGUGGUCGGCCGAUGCGCCAUGGACGAUCGCACGGUCACGAUACUCCACCGAACGAGCGGCAGAUGGCGCUGAAUCAGCAGCAGGGCGGGUAUGGUGGUGGAGGUGGCGGAAGGGAUGGCAGUAAUGGAGGCCGCGGAAGCGAGCUGUUGGAGAGAGAACGAGACGAUGAACAUCGACGGCGUCUCCCGCUGAUGGAGGAGAAGGAUAGCGGCGAAGGCUACGGGGCUGGUGGACCGCACGGAAUGAUGAAUGAGCGUGGCCGGGGCGAGUACGCUGACCGAUCGCCAGAAUACUUACACGGAGGCAAUGCUGGUGGCGGAGGAGGAGGACGAGGAGGCUUAAUGCCCAUUCCACACAAUCAUCCGCAGCACGUGCAAGCGAUCGGGACGGCGAUGGGACAUCCGGGCGGUGCCGGUGGUGUGUACAUGGGACCUGGCAAUAACGGAGGAUACGGAGGACACAUAGGACAUCCGCAGCAGUACGGUGGUGGUGGAAGUAAUGGUCCCGGGGGAGGAUAUGGUAUGCAGCAGCAAGGUGGUGGUGGCGGCGGCGGCGGCGGCGUUGGUUACCCGCCGCAGCAACGAUCGUUCGAUCAUCACGGCGGAAUGUAUCCCGGCGAUCGUCCACCACGGGGGAUGAUGUAUCCGAUGCGUGGCGGAGGAUUUAUGUCACAUCACCCGCCUCACUUACGGCAACGUCCGAUGGGCCCGGGACCGAUGGGAGGCUAUCCGAAUGUACAUCCUGCGAUUGGACCUGGUGUUAUCGAUGAUCCACUGGAAGCGUUUAACAGAAUCAUGCGCGAGAAAGAGAUGCGCAAGAAGCAGGAACAGCAGCAGCAGCAGCAAAUGCGUCGCAAUCGUUCGCCUAUGGGCGAGCGAGGACGCCGCUCUCGCUCCUUCGACAAUGGUAGUCGGGGUGGUGGUGGUGGUGGUGGUGGCGGCGGUGCUCGCGGCAACUCUACCGAUCGAAGGCGUACAUCGCGUCAGCGGUCUCCGGACAGGCGACGGUCGCCAGACGACAAGCAUCCGGAUGAGCGUGAUCGUAUGCGUGAGCGUCGCCGGAACCGGUCCAGCUCGUACAGUUCUGCCAGCUCCCGUUCCUACACAAGAUCAAAGUCACGCUCACCGAUGAAACGAAACAAAUCGUCCCCCCGGAAACGGUCUCGCAGUCCAGGCUAUAGGGAUAGACGCAGCAGAAGCCGAUCGGGGUCGUUCGGUGGAAUGAGAUACAGGGAUCGUCGGGAUGAUCGUCGGCCGGGAGAUUUCAACAGAGACCGAUCGCCAGGAUUUAAUCAAAACUUCGGCUUUGGCAAUCGUCCUCCCAGAGGCGGCGCAGGUCCCAGAGGAGGUGGUGGCGGUCGCGCACGCGGAAACGGUCGCGACAUUGGUGGCGGCAUGCAGCACUUCCCACCGCGAGGUUUCGAUCGUCACCAGCAACAGGAUCGCCACUUGCUACCGAUGCCAGGUGGGCGGCAAGACGAUGUGCACCACCACCAACCGGGCGGCUUUAUGCACGGUCAGCACAUGGGCGAAUAUCGUGACGGACCAAUGGGGGGCAGCGGACAACCGCACGCUGGUGGCGGUAUGAUGAUGGGCAGCGGUGGAUUAGGCGGUGGUCCGGCCGGAGGUCCCUCGAUGCAGCAGACGGGUUUGCCGGUUGGCGCACAGUCAAACAGGUAUCCGGGACGCGAUGAACGCGAGCGCAGCAUUAGUAGUUACGGAGGAGCGAAGCCGUCGGACUUUGGUGACGGCGAGGGCGGCGACCACAUGAUGCAUCCACAUGCGAAGGACAUGAACGAGCGUCGCAGAAGAACGUCUAGCCGACAUUCGUCCCCGAGCGCUGGACAUCAGCAGCAGAAUGCCAUGAGCCAUGAACAAGGUGGUGCAGAACGGGGCAGAGACGGUGUAGAGUGGGCUGGAGAGUUUUCUGAACAGUCUGGCUAUCAUCAAGCGCAGAGCAGUGGCCGGCACGAUGAUGAUCAUGCGGAACGUCACAGCGCUGAAGCUAGAGGAGCUCGCGAUUCCGACCAUAAGAGCGUCGAUCAUCGGCCAUCAUCAACCGGCCCGGUUGGAGGUGGCCAUGGUCGAGGACGAUCGCGUUCCCGUGACCGCAAACGAUCGGCAGCCGCAGGUGCGCAAGAUGCAUCCGACCGGGAUGGGUCGGAUAGAAGAAAGCAUAGGUCGAAGCGGUCGGAAUCGGUGGAUAGGCACGACAAAUCGGGUGCGACCGCCAGCCGUAGCUCGCGCUCAACCGGCGGAGGUGGUGGUGAUCACGAGAAGGACAAACCAGAUCGUAAACAUCACCAGUUCGCCGAAAAGGACAAGCGAAACGAGCCGGAUCAGCACGGCCGGCGGGAUGAGCGCGAUCAUCACCACCGUGAUCGGGAUCGCGCAAAGGAACGGGGCGAAAUCGAUCGUGACCGGGACCGUGAUCGCCAGCGCGAAAGAGAACGUGACCGUGACAAGGAGAAGGAUCGUAACAGGGAAAAGGAGCGUGAUACGGACCACGAUCGAGCGGACCGGGACCGGCGGAAGGAAAAGGAGCGCGAAAAGGAGAAAGAAAAAGAGCGCGAACGGGAAAAGGAGCGGGAGCGCGAGAAGGAGAAGGAGCGGGAUCGGGAAAGGCAGCGUGAGCGGGAAAAGGAUCGCGACAAGGAUAAGGACCGCGAGAAGGAAAAGGAUGGGCGGGACGGUACGAAGAAAAAGUUGCGCGACUCGAGCGACGAAGAGCGGCGUGAUAAGAAGAAGGAUCGCGAUAAGAAGAAGCGCAAGAAGGAUAAGGAGGUGGAAAAGCGCAAGCACAAGAAGGAACGCAAGGAGCGGGAUAAGGAACGACGGUCGAAAGAUCGACGCAACAGGGAGCGCAAAACGGUGGAGAAGGAGGAGCCGGACAGUUCGCAGCAGCCGGCAACACCAACACCGGCUGCUGCACGGGAUCAGACGGCGGCGGGGGUAGAUGCCGAAGGGCAGAAGAACGAUCAGCAGCAUGCACGGGCGGAUAGCCGGUCAAAUGAUGGAGACGAGCGUGGGCACCGGCAAGCGAGUGUGGCGAGCGAAGAUGAGAAGCGCGAUAGUGAUGCUUCCGGUGAGUCUGGUGCGGAGAACGAGGAUCAGCAGGAUAAUGGUGAACAGCAGCAGCAGCAUUCGGCCCACCAGCAAGAAGCCCACAUUGACGGCCAUGAUCAUGCGGACCUGUACUCGGACAUUCCGGACAAGUAUGAGGCAGAUCAGCUAGAAAUGUCCGUACUGGAGGUGGAGGGUGAGCAAAACGAACGGGAAGAGGAUGAUGGCGCCACCGGGCUUGCCGAUAGUACGGAAAGCCGGGAGGAGGAGAACGCUUCAAAGCACGACACUACCGGUGACAGUGAUAUGCUGAUGAAACGGUCCGACUCCGUUCUGGAUCUGCACGCCAACUUGGACUACGAGCAGGAGCUGGAAGAGGGCGAUCAGCCAUUGUCCUCCCAGGCAAAGGAGGACGAUUCCGUAAUGCCCGAGCUUUCGAAGUGGGAAAUGGACGAGGAAGGGCAGAUUAACUCAUCCACGGAGCAGCUAGACGCAGGGACACCACCACCAGCACACGAGGACGGCCAGCUCGCCGAUAGGGAUGCCCUACUGCAGGAGGGCGGCGGUGGUAAGGUUACGAGCGAGGUGCUGAAGCGAGCGGAAAAUGCAAUUUUCACGCGUGCCAUCAACGCAAUACGGCCGAUCGAGAUUAAGAAGAUAAGCGUCGAGCGACAGAAGCUUUACACGGCCGGCGCUGGUAGUGUGCCGCUUGACGGCUCACCGUCGCGGCCGCUGGACAUGAAACAUGGACCGGAGCAUGAAGAGCCGAAGCUGAGCUUUCAGGUUACUGUGCCCGUCAACGAUGAGCGAGCGGAACGGUCGGUCGCACUCAAGCAAAAGUUUGACAUGAAACUGGACAAUCGUUCCUCACCGGUGCGAACCUCCGUCAAGGAACGGUUGGGUGCCAAAGUGCCGGAUAAUGCGUCACCGUUUCCGACCGGCUCACGAACUCCGCCGCCGAACCGUAAAAUAAGUGUCACGAACGAUAGCAGCAGUCGCACGACGAAACCGUUUGCCGACCGUCGUCGAGGUGCUUCGCGAAGCCGUAGCCGAACGCGGGAUGAAUCGGACAGCCGCAAACACACGGAUCGAACCCGUGCCGGCAGUGGUAAGCACGAUGGAAACAAAAAGCAGCAGCAACCCGCCCGCCGUAACGAGGACCGGCCACGAGAAUCGUUGCGCGAUCGCAAGGAAGACACACGGCGCAAUAGUCGCGAAAGGAGCGACAGCAGGAAUCAGUCACGCCAGCGCGGACGGAGUCGCGACCGGGAGCGGGAGAAUCGAGGCGCAGGGCGACGUGGUAAUAGUCGAGAUCGUAAAGCAACGGUAUCGCCGAGUUCGAAGAAAGGGGACGGCACCCGCAAGGAUGGCGACGCGCACCGGACCAAGAAGCAUCAGUCGCAGCGAGACGAUGCGUCCGGUCGUGUUUCAUCGUCCAAGUUAAGCGGUCACCGGGAUGAAAGCACGGGUCAGAAGGGCCGAGAAGCUGGUACUGCAGCGGACGAAAGAAGCGUUGCAGCUGCAAGCUCAACGACAGGCGCCGGUGGUCAAGAACAGCAACGGGCGACCCGUGGCGACCGCUCUUCACCUGUCGAUCGAGCAUCGCGCAAACGCUCGGCCGAACAUCUGCGGGAAGGAGGAUCGCCAGGACGGCGGGUGGAGGGUGCGUCCAAACGGGACGAUUCAUCGGUAGCAACCGGUGCCGGUGGAGCAACCGGCAGCAGCAGCAGCAGCAAGCGAUCGAAGCUGGAAAAGCUGUCCGGCAAAGCUGGUAAAUCGGGUGGUGGCAGUUCGACCGAUUCGAGCACCUCCGACUCGGACUCAUCGUCGUCGGAGAGCAGUCCGGACACGGAUGACGAGGCUGGUGGUGGUGCAGCAGGCGCUAGGGCCAGCAGCAAGAAGCGCAAAAAGCGGAAGCACAAGAAGGACCGCAAGCGUGCCAAACGGUCCGCCGCGACCACGGAAACGGACGAUGAAUCUGGCGGGAAGCGUAAAAAAUCUAAGAAGAAAUCAAAAUCAUCGAAAAAGAAGAAAAAAUCCAGCAAACACAAGAAGGACUAGAAGACACACCUCCUUUGCUCGGUACGUUCUUCCCACUUUCCUACCGCCUUUUUCCACCUUUCCCGGGUGGAAAGCGGGUCAGCUAGGGUUAUAGGUUCACUCGAGGAAUUAUGGUGAGCUUUGGCAUUAGCAUUGUAAGGAUUAGUUUUUCGGUAGGCUGUAGAAGUUAAUUAUUAAUUGCGCAUUUCCGCGACCGGAGAGAAACGAUUGAACUAACACAGGCAUCAGAUUGGGAGGUGAGGUGGCAGGCACAUUAACACACACACUCAGCGGCAAGGCAAGCGAGCUAUCUAUGAAGUAUGCAACCGCGGCUGUACAUUUGAGAUAUUGUAUUUUACGCAAUGGGGCCUUUAGGUUGAAGGUUGAAUCUUUAGUUUGAAGUUCACGCGACCCCCGAGUGUGCGUCACCAUCGUCCAUCCCGCCCCCCGCUAACCCGCCCCCCCCCCAAUGUACGUAUUCCAUACUUUAUCGACUAAAUAAAUAGUAAGACAUCUUCUAGAACACAACACUGA
Anopheles stephensi (Asian malaria mosquito) is the source of this 7199-nucleotide messenger RNA. Its product is annotated as E3 ubiquitin-protein ligase RBBP6-like. Bases 210 to 6686 code for a protein of 2158 amino acids. NCBI's taxonomy places the organism in Eukaryota, Metazoa, Arthropoda, Insecta, Diptera, Culicidae. Gene Ontology annotation, molecular function: zinc ion binding; ubiquitin protein ligase activity; nucleic acid binding. Gene Ontology annotation, cellular component: nucleus. The transcript is spliced from 11 exons. Gene Ontology annotation, biological process: ubiquitin-dependent protein catabolic process; mRNA processing; protein ubiquitination. The record is from RefSeq and is a predicted model, not a curated record.